AUGCAUUAUCAUCUUCUGAUUGCACCUGUUUCGACUAAAAAUGAAGAUUCUAAACUAAACAGGAACGUGAGGAUCAUGCUUGGUAGCCAUCCAUAUUCACAUUGGCCACUGCACGUCAAGCUCUUUACGGAAGAGGCGGCCCGAGCAUGGCACAAGGCUGAAAAAACCACUGGACAGCUUCCUGAAGGAUUCACUAGCUCAAUAGAGCUUGAAGGUGUCGAUGGCAGCAAUGCGAGAUUGUAUGGAGGGUCUGGUAGGAACGGGCCAAUCGAUAUAUUGGAUGGUCAGUCAUCUCCAUCAGAUUUCGGAUAUCUUCUUAUGAGAAUUCUAGAUGCAUUUACAAAGCAACAUCUGUCCAAAGCUGAACGGUUGCGGGCGUCUGGGACACCCAUUCCAUGCACAAUCUGCACCAGUGAUAUUGACCUCGACAAAGAAGUAAGACUGAGAACCUCCCACAUGAUAUGUCUAGCAAGCGCAUUUACUGCAAACAACAUAUAUGACGACAUUAUCCCGAGAGGUGGCGUUUGUGAAGUUUGCUCUCAAUGGACAUCGUGGGGAGAUAUCGUCAAAGGGGCUGAUAGGAGACGACAUGGCGGCGCGGCGCCCACAGAGGACGAACCUGUCGACGAGGAAGAGGAGACACCUUUAAAUGAAGAUAAAGAUCUCGACGCGAUGAUCGUUGAACCGACCACCCCGCCGAGGAAGCAGCCUGUUACACGUAAUAAAACGCCGCUCAAAAGUGUCAUAUCACCUCGGAGAAAGUCUCCUACAAGAGGAUCACCUCGGUCUUCCAAGAAAACGCUACUCGUCCCGAUAAUACCAAACCGCAGCCGUGCUGUCAAGCCGAAUAUCACAAGAGAUACAAGUGAAGAGGAAAAUUUCGAGGCAUUGCUCGAUCAGAUAAAUAAUGAAACGGAUGAAGACGAUCUA
This is a messenger RNA of Acaulospora colombiana, 930 nucleotides long. The record is from the annotation of a GenBank genome assembly. Lineage: Eukaryota; Fungi; Glomeromycota; Glomeromycetes; Diversisporales; Acaulosporaceae.